Messenger RNA from Betta splendens (Siamese fighting fish), 27636 nucleotides. RefSeq names its product spectrin repeat containing, nuclear envelope 1b (gene syne1b). Gene Ontology annotation, molecular function: protein binding. Bases 434 to 26800 code for a protein of 8788 amino acids. Gene Ontology annotation, cellular component: membrane. NCBI's taxonomy places the organism in Eukaryota, Metazoa, Chordata, Actinopteri, Anabantiformes, Osphronemidae. The transcript is spliced from 147 exons. The record is from RefSeq and is a predicted model, not a curated record.
GAUGCUCGAGAUUCCUCCGCGAUGGGACGCGAAUGGGGCCUUUUGUGCCCGCAGAAGAUGAGCGGGGCACGAGCCAGACCACGUUUCCGCCCCCUCCUCCAGCGGCGCGUCGCUUUGACUAACUCCUCGGCCGCCAUGCGUGGUUACCCUGGCAACAGGCAACAUACACACUUCCUACCUACAGUAAAGUUCAGUCAAAGUCAGCAGUGACCUAAAUGACAGGAAAUGGAACAUGCGUCUCUAUUGGGCCAUAAAACUGCUUGUCCCUGCAUGAAACCUGAGAUUCAAUUGGAUCCGGUCCUGCAGUGAAAUUAGAAUACGAGAGAGAGGGAGGGGCAGAGGGGAUGUCCCAAACACAGCCGGUGUGAAGGAUCUUCUGCUCUCAGCAUUAGUGGCUCACCUUGUCAUACAGCACAGCUGACGACAAGACAACAUGGCCUUCCCAAGGCUUUCGGGUCGAUCGUCCGUGGACAUUGCUAACGUGAUGCAAAAACUACAGGAUGAGCAAGAGGCAGUCCAGAAGAGAACCUUCACAAAAUGGAUCAAUUCUCAUUUAGCCAAGCAUAAACCACCACUGGAGGUUAAUGACCUUUUUGAGGACAUCAAAGAUGGGGUGAAGCUUUUGGCUUUGUUGGAGGUGCUGUCUGGCCAGAGACUACCCUGCGAGCAAGGCCGGCAGCUGAAGAGGAUCCACUGGGUUUCCAACAUUGGCACUGCACUUAAAUUCCUUGAAGGCAGAAAGAUCAAACUUGUUAACAUUCAUGCUACUGACAUAGCGGAUGGACGACCAUCAAUAGUCCUUGGGUUGAUAUGGACUGUUAUCCUCUACUUCCAGAUUGAGGAGUUAACCAGCAACCUGCCAGCCCUACAGGCACUGUCUAACAGCAACUCAUCUGUAGAGAGUAUAACCAGCUCUGAAACAGGAAGCCCUCCAAUGAAGAGGAAGGUGGUCAACAAAUUUCAGGGCAAUGCCAAAAAGGCCCUUCUCCGAUGGGUGCAGUGCACCGCAGCAAAGCAUCAUGGAAUUGAGGUCAAGGACUUUGGUUCCAGCUGGCGUGAUGGUGUUGCAUUCCAGUCAGUGAUACAUGCCAUCAGGCCAGACCUUGUGGACAUGGAGGUGGUGCGGAGGAGGAGCAACAGGGAGAAUUUGGAAGAUGCCUUUGUCCUGGCAGAAAAUGAGCUAGGCAUUCCUCGACUGCUGGAUCCAGAAGAUGUGGAUGUGGAGAAGCCAGAUGAGAAGUCCAUCAUGACCUAUGUGGCUCAGUUCCUUAAGCAUUACCCAAAUCCUCACCACACCGAGACAGAUGGCCAACAAGAUGAGCUGCUUCUUGGCUCAAUUCCAACUUUUGCACUGUCAGUGCCAGUACUUCAGAGAGAGGAGCGGAAGAUGCUGAGAGAGCUGAGGGUGUUUUUAGACCAGCUGGAGAGAGAUGUGCUGCGGGCCCAGGGAGCAGAGGGAAGCCUCACAGACAAAUAUCAGGUGUUUAAGAGCCUCCGUGUACAGUAUGAAAUGAAGAAAAAGCAGACUGAUACACUUCUGCAUCCAGUAAACAAGGAUGGUAAACUGUCUGUGGACCAAGCUUUGGUCAAGCAGGCGUGGGACCGCUUGUCUGCCAGGCUGCUGGACUGGCACAUCCAUCUGGACAAGUCUCUGCCUGGUCCUCUGGGGGUGAUCGGCGCCUGGCUUCACAGAGCGGAGAUGGCUCUGAGAGAGGACAUUCCCAUUCAACAUGCUCACGAAGAGACAGCCAAUGUUUUUCACAGAAAACUUGAGCAGCAUAAGGAGGUAUUAAAAAACCUGGAAUCACACAGGCAAACGUUCCAGCAGAUCCACAGGGACAGAUCAGUUAAUGGGGUACCUGUCCCACCCGAACAGCUCCAAGACAUGGCUGAACGAUUCAAUUUUGUGUCUACAUCCACACAUGAUCAUUUAAUUAAACUGGAAUUCUGGGAAAUGAAGUAUCGUCUGAUGGCCUUUCUCAUGCUGGCUGAGUCAAAGCUCAAGUCCUGGAUCAUUAAAUAUGGCAGACGAGACUCUGUUGAUCUUCUGUUGCAGAACUACCUAACAUUCACUGAAGGCCACAGGUUCCUUGAGCAGUAUGAGAUAAUAUUUACAGCCCUCAAGCAUGCUGCAGAAGUAUAUGUAAAGUCUGACAGUUCAAGGUCUAAGACCUGUAACAGAGUUGAUGAAGCAGAAGGGGUGAGUAAGUUUCUCAGUGAUACUACAGCUCAGUGGAAGAAUCUGUCCUUGGAGGUGCGGAGUGUCCGCAGCAUGCUGGAGGAGGUGAUUUCGAACUGGGAGAAAUACAGCAGCACAGUGGCAGCUCUGCAGGCCUGGCUGGAGGACGCUGAGCAGAUGCUGAACCAGUCAGAAAAUGCCAAACGUGAUUUCUUCAGAAACAUCUCACACUGGAUCCAGCAGCACAUGGAUAUGAAUGAUUCCGGGAACUUCCUUAUUGAAACUUGUGAUGAUACAGUUUCUCGAGAUCUGAAGCAGCAGCUUCUCCUUCUGAAUGGGAGAUGGAGAGAGCUGUUUGUCAAAGUCAAACAUUAUGCAAGAGCAGAUGAGGUGGAUAAGUUGAGACAAGACUACCAAGAUGGUAUUAAUACCCUGAAACUGUUCAUGGACGCAACUAAUGAGAAGAUGACUGCUCCUAUCCAAGUAUCUUUCUUGAACAUCAGAGCCUUUGUUCAAGAUGUUGAGGAAAUCAAGCACAAAGUGCCAGCUAUGGAAGCAGCUUCUAAGGCAGCAAGUCGAACAGCUCAGCUUUUAACCAAAGACACUCCACAUGAAGAGGUUUCUCAAAUGAUGGCUGUGAUGGCCUCCAUUAAAGAGCAGCUGAGCAAGGUGAGGGAGAGAUGUUUGCCUCUGCUGAGGGAGUCCCAGUCCUUAUUACCUCCACUGGAAGAAAUGGAGAAGAACAUUACGGGUUUCUACCAGGCCCUGGAAAAGGCCAGUCACAUCACCAGCACUGCAGACUCUGAAGGACCAGUAGACUUCAAACAGAAAUGCCAGGAGCUGGCGACCUUCACACAUAGUUGUAAAAAGUGUCUAACAGUGAUAGAGAAAAACCACCAGGCUAUCCAGAAGAUAAUGAACAGCAGCAAAACCCUCCAGCACAUGGAUAUGAGUCUUCUGCAGAAAAGAGUGGCAGACCUGCAGGCUUCCUCACAGACCAUGAUUAAAGAAUCUACAGAGUGGCGAAAGCAUGUAGAAGCAAACAGCAGCCUCAUGAAAAGGUUUGAUGAGUCACGGGUGGAGCUGGAGAAGGUUCUUAAAAUGGCACAGAACUGUCUGACAGAAAGAGGCAACCCGGAGGAGCUGCUCAAAAAACACACAGAAUUUUUUGGUCAGCUGGACCAGCGGGUCUUAAAUACUUUCCUCAAAGCUUGUGAUGAGCUGACCGAUAUUUUGCCAGAGCAGGAACAGCAGUCACUGCAGGAAACGGUCAGGAAGCUGCACAAACACUGGAAGGAUAUCCAGACAGAUGCCCCCUUUCACCUCCUCCACCUUAAGGUAGAGGUGGAAAGGAGCAAGAUGAUGUUGUCACUACAGGAGUGCCAGGCAGAGGUGACCAGGGAGAACCGCCACCUGGCCAGCAUGGGCAGUGAGAGGCUCAUCAAGGAGCACAGGGCCUUCUUCAGGGAAAAGGGUCCUCAGUCCAUCUGUGAGAAGAGACUACAAUUGAUGGAGGAACUUUGUCAAAAGCUCCCUGAAGGGGACCCUGCUCACCAGACCCUGGAAACAGCAAGAAAGGACUUCUCUGAAGUCCAGGACGAGAUUGAAAAUGCACAUCAGAAGCUAAUGCAGCAUCAGGACAAAUGGAAGGAGUACAAUGCAAGGUACGCUGAACUGUCCUGCUGGCUUAUAUCUAAAGAAAGCCAACUAAGGCUGCUGCGAAACCGAGCAAAUGACCCCAGAAAAUACAGCCAGGUGAAAUCUACCAUCACGGAGCUGAGGAAUGAUGCAGAGCUACAGGAGGGAAAUCUGGGCUGGCUAAAAACCCGCAUGGCCACACUGAUUGAAAUCUGUGCUGACAGCGAUGCCCAGAGGCAAGGAAGUGCACUGAGCAAGCUUUCUACUGAUUUUAAGGGUCUUCUUGCUUCACUCUUAGAGGCAGAGAAGAUGGUGCUGGCUGUCGGGGACUGUGUACAGUUCAGAGAAGAGGUACAAUGUACACUGGAUGAUCUCAUUGAGGGGCAGAAAGAAGCUCAGUCUGAAGUUACCAAAAUACUAAAUAGUCCAACUGUUAGAGAAGCACAACAACUUCUACUUGUUCACCAGCAACUUUCAAAACGGCUGAAGCUGAAGAGAAAGGAUGUCCAGCAGCUGAUCACUAGAGGCCACCAGCUCCAGACCGAGGAGGGUCUGGGGGAGGCUCUUCAGCAGGACCUGCAGAGUUUAGAGAACACGCUCAGCAAAAUGGAACAGAAUAUGGAUUCACAGGAGCAAAGUCUUGAGGUCACACUGGCAGCCUGGUUGGAGUUUGACAAUCAGCAGGAAGCAGUACAGGAGUUUAUUAACAAGGCUCGCUCAACAAUGGAGAGGGACCUGAACUUCAGCAGUCCUGAGAGCCUCACUGUUGAGCUUGACCAGGCUAGAGUGUUGUUUAAGCAGUGUGAAGCAGAGGCCUCUCAUAUGAACACAUUGCUGAAAAGAGCAACAGAAAUCCAGCUUGGGCCAAAGCACAAGUCUCUGCUUCUACAACAAGCUCGAGGCCUCAGUGAGCAAGUGGACAAACUAGAGGCGGGACUAAAAAAGGAUGUCAAGACUCUGGAAGAAAUGAAAAGUCAGUGGGAUCAGUUUGGUGCUAGGUUCGAAGCCUUCUCCUUGUGGAUAUCUGAAAGGGAAAAACAACUGGAUGAAUUGAAAUCUUCUACUUUGCCACUUGAGCAACAGAUCAACACAGUAAAGACUAUUGGUGCAGAACUUCAGGAGAAGGCAGAAGUGCCUUCUCAGCUGGAGGCAGACUCCCAGUCAUUGGCCCAGUUUGUGUCUUCUGGGGAGUCGGCCCGCAUUAAAGCUCGUCUGACCCAAAUUGGCAGGUAUUGGGAGGAGCUAAAGGAGAGCGUACAUCAGCUUGAUGGACAGCUAGAGGAAAGAUCCUCUCACCAGCAGAAGUUCAAAGUGAACCUAGAAGAGGCACAAACCUCUCUGAGUCAGCUACAUAGUAAACUGGAGUGUCCUAUUAAGUCUUGCACCUCUUCAGCAGAGACCUACAGAGCUCUUCAAAGCCACAUGGAUGUCUAUCAGUGUCUGGAAAGGCUGAAGGGAACUUUGCUGUCCCUGUCAGCUGGUGCUCGAAGGCUCAGUGACAAAGAGCAAGCAGAGAGGACUGUGACUGAACUAAACAGCAGUUAUGAGCAAAAUGUCUUGGAGGCAAAAGACAAACAGAGCACACUGGAGAACCUGCUUUCUGUUUGGCAAAAGUAUGAGAAACAGCGUUCCCAUUUUGUUUCCUGCUUGGAGAGAAGUGAGUCUGCAUCCAAACCAGAGAGUCAGUGUUUGUCAGCAGAUAAAUUCAAGCUCCACACAGAGCUAAAUGAUUUGCAGUCAUUGCACUCAGAAGUCCAGUCCCUGGAGCCUGUGCAUGCUGAGUUGGUGUCUCUAGGGAUGUCACUGUAUCCUACAGCAGCUGAUGAUAGAAUAAGGCAGCUUAAAGAUGACCUUGAGACCCUGCAGAAGAGACUUCAUGCUCAAAAUGAAGUCUUGCCUCAAAGAAUCAAAGAGCUUCAGAACCACUUAUCACUGGUUGAACAGUUUGACCAGGCCCUUAGUAGAUUCUCCCAGUGGAGUGAGUCCAUAGUUUCAAAUCUGCACUCAACUUCUCAAAUCAACAUUAGCAACCUGCAGUCUGCAGCUGCUCAAGCUAAGGAGACCCAGGUGGCGUUACAGAGGCAGUGCAGUGUAAGACAGAGCUUGGAGCAACAGACUGAGAAGCUCUGUCAGUUCUGUGAGCCUGGUGAUGCCCAGCUCCUCCGCAGCCGAGCGGAAACCUGUCUCCUGCCCUAUGUGGAGGCCCAGAACAUAACUGAGCUCCAGUUAGAAUGUCUUGAAAGGCUUGAGGCUUUUCUGCAGACCCAUAGUGUGGCAGCAGGGGUGUUGCGAGGUCUGAGACAGACUGUUGAGAGUGCUGGCAGCUGGGACCGGGGAAGAGUAGAGGAACUCCAACAGGAGUUGGGCACUAUUGUCCCUGAUAUUACCCAGCUUGAGACACUAGCUGCCAACCUGGACAGCAGUCUCUGUAAAAGCCACCUCCACAUUAGUACUGACGAGGGCUCUCGUAAAUCAUGCCGUAUACUGGCUGAUUCACUCAGUGCUGAACUUGAUGCAGUGAGGAACUUACUUGGGACUAAACAAAGUGAAGCAGAGGCCUUGGGGGCUCUGUGGGCCUCCUUCAGACAGCGUAAAGAACAGCUACUCAAAGCUGUGGAGGACAUAGAAGAAAAAGCAGACCACCAAAGCUUCAAAGAGCCCAGUCUCCAUGCGCUUCAGCAGAGGCUACGGUUUUUUAAUCAGUUAGAGGACGAGCUGGAGUCACAUCAGCACGAGGAACAGUGGCUGAGGGACAAGGGCAACCAGCUGGCCCAGAGAGAUGCUGAGCUGGCCGGGGAAGUGCUGAGAGAAAUCAACUUGCUGGACACUACGUGGGAGGACACAAAGAAACUCAUCACAGAAAGACAAGAGCAAUGCAGUGCCCUUGUUGAUCUUAUGAGAGAAUACCAAACCCUGAAAACCUGCAUCAGCAGCAUCACUGAGAGCACCGAACCUCUGAUUGACAUAAGCUCUGUUCUGAAGGACCAUGAGGAAACCAAGAGAUCAUUAACCAAGCACGAGGCAGUGAAGGCAGAUAUGGCUGGCAAGCAACAUGAACUUGAUCAGUUUUCUACCAAAGGAAAACAGCUGUUGAUUGAACUGAAGAAGAUUCCGGACUGUGAUUAUCAAAUGUUGAAAAAAGACAUGGAGAAACAUGUUGAUCAGUGGUUGGAUGUAUCUGAGAAAAUAGAUGACAACAUUGAUCGUCUAAACCAGAAUUUGGCUCUGUGGGAAGAUGUGCGUAAAAUCAGUGAGGACAUUGAAAGCUGGACAAGCAGCUGUGUGAUUGAACUGAAUGAAAGCCUUACCAACCUUAACGACAGCCAGAAGGUUAUGGCACGACUCUCAGUGUUACAGGCGGAAGUUUGUGAAAAGGAGCAGAAACUUGAAACCUUGCAGAGCAAAGUGUCAGAGCUAAAGACGUGCAGCCAGAGUGAAGAAACUCCUGCCAAACUACAGGUGCUGGAGAGUGACCUGCGCAAGAAGAUCACUACUGUUCAGAAGCUCCAUGAACAGUCAAGAGGAAACCUAAUGGAUUUUAGUUCCCAAAGGAAGCAGCUGGAGGACUACAUCAAUCAGAUGUCUGCAUGGCUAAAAAGUAUGGAGGAUUCCCUGGUGUCAUCGCCCACUGGAUCGGAUCCUGAGGACAUCUGCAGAGUGAAGGACCUUCAGAAAGAACUGCAAAACCAGCAAGGAAGCAUUGACUCCACUAGGGAGAGCCUUAACACCCUCUGCAGAAAAUAUCCCUCUGAGGAGCUGUCUGGUUUAGGUUCAGCACUCACCGACCUCAUCAAAACAUAUGAGUCUGUGAAUCAACUUUCAGCCAGGACGUUAGUUUCACUGCAAAACGGUCUUCAACAGCAGUUCAGUGACCUGGUUCAGGAGUUCCAUCGUUGGCUUUCAGAACAGAGAGAGAUAGUGAGAGAGUGUUGUGACCGAUCUGGAGACACUCAAAUUGUGGAACGAAAACUACAGAAACUUAAGGGUGCCAUGGAUCGUGUAGAGGAGGGUGAGAUACGUCUUACUCAAGUAUGUGAGGAGGGGGAGAAGCUCCUGCUUCAUCUUCCCAAAGCCAGCGCUGGCCAGGUCCAGCAGCAUCUUUCCUCCAUUCAGCAGGACUGGGACAGCUUCGUGGAGCAGUGCAGACAGAACCAACAGAUCCUGGAGGACAGUGCCUCCCUUGUAAAAGGGUUUGAAGGUCGGCUCAAGAAGCUCAAGUGGUGGUUGGAGCACAUGGAAAAAAGGCUGACUACGGAUCAGCUUGAGACCAAGCAGCGUGGUCCUGAAAAGGCUGUGCUCGAGCAAGUGGAGGAAUACCAACAGGAGGUGCUCAAAGAAAGGGAUUCUUUUGAGCGGUUAUGCCAGGAGGCCCAGGCACUAAAUGAAGGCGGGAGAGGUGACGGUAGCGAGACGAGAGUGUCGGCUCAGCUGCAGUCACAGCACCAGGCCUUGCUGAGGCGCGUAAGAGAGAGGCUGCGCAGCUGUCAGCUGACUUUACAGGAGCAACAAGCCUUUGAAGACACACUACAGACUACCUGGUCCUGGCUUAAUGGGGUCCAGGAGCGCCUGGCUUCACUCAACAGCACAGUUGGCAAUAAAGAGACCUUGGAGAAAAGGCUUGGUCUUGUACAGGAUAUUCUGCUGAUGAAGGGUGAGGGUGAGGUGAAGCUCAACAUGACAGUAGGAAAAGGAGAACAGGUUCUAAAACACAACAGAAUCGAGGAUCAGGAAGCCAUCUGUUCACAGCUACAGAGGCUGAAGGAUGCUUGGGCCAACAUGCUGAUGAUGUCUAUGAGUUGCCAUAGCCGUCUGGAGUGGACUGUGGCCCAGUGGAGCAGCUUUCAGGAGAAUAAGAGCCAGCUGCAGCAGUGGAUGGAGUCAGUGGAGCAGGAGGUGGGGAUGACUCUGCCUCAGCAGCCCGGCCUCAAAGAGAAGUCUGCUUUGCUUGAGCGCCUCAGAGCCAUCCAGGCCGAUGUGGACGCCCAUGCAGCAGCAUUAUCACGGCUGACGGAUAAAGCUGUGGAGUUGCAUGAAAAAACCAGCGACCAGGCCUUUGGACCAGAAUCAAGAGCAGAACUCAAUGCACACUUUUCUGAUAUCUCAGCUGUUGUCAAGGGCAAAGUGCAGUCCGUGCAGAACAUUGUGUCUGAGCAUGAGCAGUAUCUUGAUUCUGUGAGAGACUUCAAUGAUUGGCUGGUUUCAGCAAAAGAGGAGCUCCAGAGAUGGUCUGACCUCUCAGGAGACUCGCUCUCCAUUAAAAGAAAGCUCUCCAAGGUGCAGGAGUUACUUGACUCCAAGCAGCGUGGCAGAGAGCGGCUGAGCCGGGUUCAGAGAUCUGGAGCAGUGGCCAGAGACCACACUGGUUCAGGUGGUUAUGAGGCUAUGGAGCGAGAGGAAGCAGCCCUGUUGUCAUCAUGGGAGCAGUGGGAACGCGGAGCACUACAGACACGAGCCAGUUUGGAGACUGCCCUCUCUCAAAUAGCUAGCUCCGAACAAGAGUUUAUCAGUCUUUCAGCACAGUUAGAACAGGAUCUACAGGACUUUAUGUGCCACCUCCAGGACUGGCGUAAACGUUUGACCCAGGCAGAGGGGAAAGUUGAGGGAGAGGAGGCUGUUAAAGGCUGGCAAACAGCAAAGGAAACAUUAGAAGAACUUGUCAAAGCUGAACCCAUGUGUGAAAGUCUGAAGACGCAACUUAAUGAUCUCUGCCGAUUCUCCAGAGACAUGGGUUCGCAAUCUGAGAAGGUGUCUGCUCUCAUUAAAGAGUACAACAGUCUGAGUCUCCAAGCUUCCAGAGAGUGCCAGAGCAAAGAGAAGCUGCUGGAACAGGGGUUCCGCUCAGCCUGCAGAGAGUUCCAGCAGUGGCUGGUCAAUGCCAAAAUCAACACAGCCAAGUGCUUUGAUGUACCGCAAAAUCUGAACGAGGCAUCAUGCAGCUUACAGAAAAUUCAGGAGUUUCUAAGUGACAGAGAGCAAGGUCAGUCAAAGCUAAAUGCUGUAGUUUUGAACGGUGAGUUUGUCUCUAGCAUUGCAACUAAAGACAAGGUCGAUACCAUUCGAUCCAAAAUGAACACUGCUAGAGAGGACUGGAAGAAUAUGAUGUCCAACCUGCACAACAGAGAAACAAGUCUACAAAACCUUCUGUCUCAGAUGAAGGAUUUUGAGGCCAGUGCUGAGCCUCUACAGGAGUGCCUGAAUGCCACAGAGCUGGCUGUCCAGGAGAGCAGCACAAGACUUCACGAUCUCACAGCCAAGAAGCUAGAGCUUCACAAGCUGCAGUCUGUGCUUGAGGAGUUAUCCUCUCAUGAGGUUCAGCUCAGCAAGCUAAAAGAGAAGGCCCAGCUGCUGUGGGAUGAACACGCGGCCGGCAAGGGUUUUGUGCACCGUGUCUCGCAGCUCUCUGCUCAGUACCUAGCUUUAACCAACCUGACCAAGGAAAAGGCAUCAAGAAUUGACAGAAUAGUGACUGAGCACCAGCUUUUCUCCCAAGGGCUAAAGGAGCUUCAGAACUGGGUGGCUGACACCAGCCACAUGCUGCAAACCUACUGCACUCCCACCGCUGACAAAAAUGUUCUUGACAGCAGGAUGAUCAAGCUGGAGGCCUUGCUCACUGCUCGCCAGGAGAAGGAGAUUCAACUGAAGAUGCUGAUCACCAGAGGAGAGUCAGUUCAGAGAAAUACUUCUUCUGAGGGUGUACCUGCAGUUCAAAAACAAAUACAGGAGCUAAAGGACUGCUGGGAUGCUCUGCUUUCUGCUUCAAUCCAAUGCAAAAGUCAGCUGGAAGGAUCCCUGUCCCAGUGGACCAGUUACCAAGAGGAUGUGCACCAGUUUGUGUCUUGGGUUGAGCGCGUUGAGGAGAGUCUUGACCCCUCUGAUAAACAGUGUCCAGAGAUGAGAGAUAAAAGUGCUAAUCUGAGCAAAGCUAAGUUGCUAUAUGAGGAAGUCCUUAGCCAUAGCACCCUACUGGACACCAUUACAGCAAAGAGUGCCAGUAUUGCUGAGAACUAUGUGGCUCAGCUGGAGCUCCAGGAUCUGCAAGAGCGUUAUAACACAAUCAAAGACAACGCCAUGAGGGCAGUGGGUAAAGCAGAGGAGCUUAUCAAAGCCCACCAGGAGUAUCAACGUAGCCUUCAUGCGUUUGAGGACUGGUUGGAACAAGAGCAAGAGAAACUUGGCUGUUACACCCAACUGGAGGGUGAUGUUGACAUGUUGGAGGAGACUCUUCAAAAGCUGCAGGAACUGCAGCUAUACUGCACAGAGGGCCAGGCCUUGCUGAACACUUUGCUGGUCAGUCGGGAACUGGUCACUCCCUGGGGUCUGCCUCAGAUAGAAGACCGAACGCUGGAGUCCCUGCAGCAGGAGUGGAGGUCGUACCAGGCCCGGCUGGCCGACACCCGGGCUCAGCUGAACAGUGCCCUGGCUAAGCUCCGGCAGAUGGAGCAGAAGUUCCAGCGUCUUGACAGCUGGCUAAAGAGUAUGGAGACCAAAGCACAACUCCGUAGCAACCGGCGAUCAGAUCGGGCUACAAAAGAUGCUCAGCUCCAACUAAUAAAGAGUUGGCAGGAGGAAGUACUGGUUUAUCAAGAGGAAAUGGAGGGCCUCAGCCUCCUGGCUCAACAAGUUCUGGAUGAAACCCAUAUAAGCAGUCGUAUCAGUACCAGAGCCACCUGGAUCACAGCCCGCUACCACGCCCUACUUCUGCAUUUACUGGAGACCAUCAAACAUCUUCAAGAGGAGGUGUCUUGCAUUGAAGAGGCACAGGGUGUUUUCAGGACUUUUGCAGAUUGGCUCAACACAGCUCAGAACAACUUUAGCACUGUGGCAAUUAAUGUUGAUGUAGUAGACCGCUUUGCUAUGGAGAGAAAGAUGAAAAAACUAGAGGCUCUUCAGACAGAUAUGGAGCAGGGUCACAUUUACCUGAAGACAAUGAGGGAAAAGACAGAACGGGCCAUGGCGUUUUUGGAGGAGCCUGAAGCAGAACAACUAAAAGAGGAGGUGGACACCCGUCUUUUCCAACUAGACGAGCUGAUGGCUGCUCUGCGCACAGAGCACAGCUCCAUUGAGAAAUGUCUCUCACUCUCCAAAGACUUUAUGGAUAAAUACAAGAACCAGGCCCAGUGGGUGAUGGACACCAAAAAUCUUUUAGCAUCAAGUGUGGAGCCUAAAGCAGAACUCUACCAGAAAAAGGCUCAGCUUGCGAAGUACAAGACCAUCCAGCAGACAAUAGAGUCUCAUGAGUCAGCAGUGAAAUCUGUCCUCGAGAAAGGAGAUGCCCUGCUCAACAUAGUUAAUGACUCCACCAUAAAGGAAAAUAUGAAAAAGCUGCUGGCUGAUUACCAGGACCUCUGUUUGGCAGCUAAGACACAGGUCCAGAACCUUGUUGAAUGGGUGAAGGAGCAUGAGGAUUACAAUAGUGAAUUGCAGGAGGUUGAGAAAUGGCUGCUACAGAUGUCCAGUAGGCUGGUGACAUCUGACUCGAUGCAGACCAGCAGUAUGGAGAUGGCCACGCAGCAACUAGCCCGACACAAGGCAAUAAUGGAAGAAAUCUCUAGUUUUGAGGAACGACUUACCAGCUUGAAGCAGAAAGGAGAAGGUCUUGUUGCCAGCUGUACCGACCAAAUUCAAGCUAAAAUCAGUCAUCAAGUCCAGGCUCACCAACAGGGAGCCAGAGACAGCUACUCUGCCAUCUGCAGCACUGCCCAGCGUGUGUACCAGAGUCUUGACCGAGAGCUGCAGAAGCAUGUCAGUCAUCAGGACACACUCCAGCAGUGCCAAACCUGGCUUUCCACUGUGCAGAAGGAGCUCCAGCUCAAUGAUCAGGAGCCUUCUGGUUUGCAGGAGGCACUGAAACAGGUGAAGCACUACAGAGCCCUUCAUGAGCAAGCCAGCACUUACCUGGACCUGGUGUGUUCCGUGUGUGACUUGUCAGAUGAAUCCGUCAGAGUGUCUGCUGCUGAGGUUCAGCAGGUCAAACUCACGAUAGAGGAAAGGAUGUCUACUGCACAGGAGCUUUCAGAGGGCUGGAGAGAGAUCAAGGAACAGAAACAAGAUUUAACCAGCCUGUUCCAGGACAUGGAGCAGCAGCUGCUUAGUCUCUCUAGACGACCAGCAGAGCUGGAGACCAAGAUAGCUCAGAACAUGUUAACACAAGCCAAGGAAUGCAGCCAGCAACUGCUGUCUAAACAGAAUAUCUUGACCAAAAUGACUGAGACUGUGAGCAAAUUGACUGGUGGCCAGGAGUCUCCAGAACAUGCAGAGUUGGAUCGUCUGAGCCAUUCCUGGCUUGAUCUCUGUCACCAGGCCAGCAAGCUGCAGAUUCAGAGGGAGGAGGACCUGCAGAGGUCUAGAGAAUAUCAUGAUUGCAUCUCUGCAGUGGAGGUGCUGUUUGAAAAGGUGUCCAAAGAAUGGGACAAUUUGGCCAGAACGGAUGCUGAAAGCUCAUCUCAACACUUGGAGGCUUUACGAAAACUUGCAAUAACUCUGGAAGAACACAAAGGUACACUUGAGGAUCUCAAGGAUCAGAAACAGAAAGUCAUCCAACAUUUAAACCUGGAUGACAAGGAGCUGGUGAAAGAGCAAAUCAGCCACUUUGAGCAGCGAUGGUCACAAAUGCAAAACCUAAUUGAGAGGAAGAUCCAGGACUCAAUGGUGACACUGGACGAUAUGAGUCAAGUAGAGGCGCGGCUGAGAGAGGCCCGGGAUUGGGCAGAGGAGCAACAGCCUGCCUUAUCGGAAGCCAUGAAAAUGAGUCCGCCUCCUGAUCUAGCUCAGAGCUUCCUGUUUGACCACCUUAGCAUCUGCAGCGAAUUGGAAGCCAAGCAGCUUCUCCUGGCCCAAGCCAUGGCUGACGCAGACAGGGUCCUGGCUUGUCUCGGCCUCAGUGAACGUCAGCAUCUACAGCAGCUGAUUUGUGAUACACAAGCCGAGGUCGAAUCCUUGAGUGUGAAAGUGGUGCAGCGCAGAAAGCAUCUAAGCAAGGCUUUCACAGAGAGAACCCAGUUCCUGAUGGCAGUGAGCCAGUCCAUUUCCUGGGUCCAGCAGAAUGAGAAGAAGGCCCAGGCAGAGGAGUACAUUGCUUUGUUACCUGACGACCUGGCUAAACAGGUCAGAACAUGCAGAAACAUCCAAAGCAGUCUAAAAGCAUAUCAGAGCGAGUUGACCUCCCUGUGGUCUCAGGGUAGAGAUCUAAUGAGGGAUGCCAGCGAGGAAGAAAGGAAUGAGAUUCUCACAAAGUUACAGGAGUUGCAAAACAUCUUUGACAAAACCCUUCACAGAUGUGGCCAGAAACUCCAAGAGCUCGAAAAAGUACUUGUUUCCAGAAAGUAUUUCAAGAUUGAUCUAGAGAAGAUAUGCCAGUGGUUGAAGCAAGCUGAUAUAGUCACAUUUCCUGAAAUAAACUUAAUGGUUGGAGAUGCUGAGUUGGAAGCACAGCUACUGAAGUACCAACUGAUAGUUGAGCAGGCAAUUGAAUAUGAAAACCUCCUCCUGAUUGUGCAAAGAGCUGGCCAGGAAAUAUUGCCUACCCUGAAUGAGGUGGAUCACUGCUAUUUGGAUGAAAAACUCAACACCAUGCCACAGCAAUAUAAUGGCAUAUUGGCUGCAGCCAAAGAGAAACAGGAGAAAAUCCAGCAGGCCAUUCUUACAAGAAAUGAGUACACCUCUUUUAUAGAUGUUACUCACAAGGCACUUAAAGAGCUUGAAGAACAGUUUAACAGUCUGGGCACUCAGCCUGUAGGGCUGAAAACAGAAGAAGUUGUCAGUUUGCAGAGUGAUUACAAGGCAAUUCAGGAAGAUCUGAGUAACCUUGGCUUAGCUGUGAGUGAACUUAACCAGAAGAAAGAGGGGUUUCGUAGCACAGGUCAACCGUGGCGCCCAGAGGAAAUGACCCAGCUUGUGAGCCUAUACAACGGCCUGAAGAGGCUGGUGGAACAGAAAGUAGAGCAUCUUGAUGAAACCUUGGAGUCAUUUGAGGACCACAAGGCCAUGGCUAUGCAGGUGGACUCUGAGUUAAAGGCCACAAAAGAGCAGCUGGUUAAGGUCAAUGCAGAAACUCAGUCAGCUGAGGAGAGGCUGAAGAACUACCACGCUUUGGCAGGGAGCCUCCAGAGCGCCGAUUCCCACUUAUCACGGCUCAUGGAACAAAUGGACACCCUUGCACCUCGUGUUGACCAAGCGGCCCAUGACGCCUCUAAGGAGCAAGUGGUGCUGUGGCAGGAGGAGCUGCGGUCUUUGCAGACUGCAGUGGGCGAGCUGAUAGAAGAGUGUGAGAACAGGUUUAUUCAAAGUAAAGACUUCGAGACAGAGAUGAAGAGGACCCUGGACUGGCUGCAGAAGGUCAGGGAUGAGCUGGGCUGUGCUGUGAUUGUGGAUGUGAGGGUGGAGAAGGUGCAAGAGGAGAUCAGGAAGCAGCAAAUCAUGCAGGAGGAAGUGCAAUCCAGACUGAGAAUCGUGGCCGCUCUUAGUAGCAGGGAGAAACAACAGUAUAUUAGUGCCAAUGAGCUGGUUCCAGCCCACGUAGAUACGAGCUUGGAAGAAAUGGCAAAGCUGCAGGCUGAUGUUCAAAAAGCACUGAGUGCAAAACAGAUCACUCUGGAAGAAGCUCUGGUGCUGUGCCAGAAGUACCACUUCAGGAUGCAGUCGGCCUGUGAAUGGCUGGAGGAUGCCGUGUCCUUCCUGCAGCAAGCCAGUCUGGGUGUGGACGUAGAGAACUAUGAGGACUGCCUCCAGCAGCAGGAAGACAUUGUUGCUACAGAGCAGGAGUUUCUCCUCCACUUGGAGGAGCUGCAGGCGCUGCUGCCACAGCUGGAGAACUUGGUGAAUCCUACGGCUAAGGAGCAGCUACGCGUGAGUGUCGAGUCAGCAAAGCAGAGAGGCGUGGAGGUCCGGGAUCAGCUCCAGUGUCACCACGAUGUUCUUCAUAGCUGUGUGGCUCAGUGGAAAUCAUACCAGGAGGCACGUCAGACUGUCAUUGAGCUUAUGAAUGAAGCUGAAAAGAAGCUGACUGAAUUUUCCACUGCAAAGGCAGCCACAAACCAAGAGGCUGAAGAAAAGCUCUGCAGCCACCGGUCUCUUGUGUCACUGGUUAACGGCUUCCAAGAGAAACUGAGCGGUUUAGAGGAGCAAGCUGCUCAGCUGGAGCUGGUGGGAAGUGAUGCCAGUAAGGCCACCAUUAGUCGUUCUAUGACCACUGUUUGGCAGCGCUGGACACGACUGCGCAGCGUGGCCCGGGGUCAAGAGCGAGUACUUGAAGACACUGCACAAGACUGGUGGACUUUUAGGGAAAAGAUGGUGAAGGUUAAAGCAGUCGUGGACGAGCUCCAGAGUCGAUUUCCUGACAGUGCUGUGGAGAAGGCUUCCAAGGCAACCCUUCAGUCACUGUUAGAUCAGCAUGACCUUCUGAGUCAAGAUUUGGAGAGAGAGCUGUCCUCUCUGACGCUGCUCCGGCAGUAUGCCCUGAGCCUGCUGCAUGACGUGGAGGUGCCGUCACCAACAAGUGAACAGGACGAGCUUCCCAGCCUAAAGGAGAUCAGAGCUGUACAAUAUCAAAUGGAGAGCCUUCUGACACAAUCGAGGACCAAGCGGGCUCAGGCAGCACAGGAGCUGAGAGACAGAGAGGAGGUGGAGAAGGAACUCAGUGUGGUAAAAGCCUGGAUCCAGGAGACCAGGGAGUUUCUUCUCAAUCCAACACCAGACAUUGAUUCUCAACUGCAGGAGCUGGAGGUGGUGCAUGGGGAUGUUAUCACCUAUUGUCAGAAUGUUGAGAAACUAGCAGAGCAACAACAGAGCAAGUAUCUGGACCUCUACACUAUACUGCCCUCGGAAAUAUCUAUGCAGCUGGCUGAGGUGUCCCUUGCCCUGGGUGCCAUUGAGGAUCAGGUUCUUUCCAAAGAAAGGGAAAUUCAGAAAACUAGAGACAUAAAAGAAGACUUCAGCAUCAGAAUUCGUGACAUCUCUGAGAAACUCAAAGCUGUGUCUGCGAAAUUCAAGGAAAAGUCCCCAGAUGUUGAUCACGCUAAAGAAGAGGUCAAGAGCCUGGCUGAGGACCUGGACUCCUGCGGUCGCACUCUCUCUGAGCUGGAUUCUGCAGUACAAGAGUUUGGCCGCAGGAGCCCACUGCUGGCUAAACAGCUUAGUGAUGCCAUCAGCAGGCUAUCGGAGAUGCAUCACCACACUACACGACUGGCGGACUGUAGGAACAACUGGCUCAAAAAGGCUGUCUGCUAUUUAGAUGAGUAUAAUGAGAUGCUGGACUUUAUUGUGAGAUGGUCGGAAAAAGCCAAAAGUCUGGUGAGGGCAAACAUCAUCUGGAACUCCUAUGUUCAUCUGCAGGAGCAGAUACGGAUGUACCAAAGUGUCCUCCGUGAGUCUCGGGAGCUCCACGGAGAUCUGGAAUCAAUGGCAGAAAAAGUGGAGCUUCUCUCUGAGGUGCUGCAGGUCGAGUCGAUGAGCCAGCAAGUGUGUGAACUCAGUCGACACUCUGAGGAGUUACAGCAAAACAUCAAGACACGCCUGCAGAGCUUAGAGGAUGCAGAUAAGAGUAUGGAGGCCCUUGAGUCUGAAGUGAAGGCUCUGCAUGUUGCUCUGGAGCAAGUCCAAGCCACGUUGACCUCACCAGAAUUGGCACGACAGAGCCUUAAAGAGCAGCUGGCUCAGAGACAGCGUCUUUUGGCAGAUAUGGAGGGCUUCAAGCAGCAGGUACAGGCAGUGCAGCUGUGUCAGAGUGCUCUGCGGGUCCCAGAAGAGGUGAUGCCCAGCCUCGCCAUCUGUCGCACAGCUCUGCGUCUGCAGCAAGACGCCAGCCAGCUGCAGCACGUGGCCAUUCAGCAGUGUAACAUUUUACAGGAGGCUGUUGUGCAGCACGAGCAAUAUGAACAGGAAGUGAGAGAUCUACAGGGGCUGAUAGAGGAAGCACACCGUGUCAUCCAGGACCGACCAAUCCCCACUAAUAACAUCCAAGAGCUGCAGGCCCAGAUCCUUCACCAUGAGGAACUUGCUCAGAAGAUUAAAGGAUACCAAGAGCAAAUUGCUUCACUGAACUCAAAGUGCAAGAUGCUAGCGGUGAAGGCCAAGCAUGCCACCAUGCUGCUGACAGUCAGUGAUGUGGAGGGACUUCCUGACGGGCUGCAGGACAUGGAUGUGAAGAAAUCAUCAGCACAGGCCGUCAUGAUGACAGCUGGCCGCUGUCACACCCUCCUGUCCCCUGUCACUGAGGAGUCUGGGGAGGAGGGCACCAACAGUGAGGUGUCUUCUCCUCCUGUCUGUCGCUCUCCUUCUCCCAUCACUUACACUGAAGCCACUAUAAGCAAGAUGGGAAGAGGAACACUCACAAGAGCUCCCAUCCAGGAGUUAUAUGACCCAACAUUUGAAUCUGUUGCAAGCUUAGAUGACUUGCAACGCUCAUGGGAGACAUUAAAGAAUGUGAUUAGCGAGAAGCAGAGGUCUUUGUAUGAAGCCCUGGAAAAGCAACAGCAUUACCAGAGUUCACUCCAGUCAAUAUCUUCUAAAAUGGAGGCCCUGGAGGCCAAACUGAGUGAGCCUCUUGAGGCAGAUAAAAGCCCAGAUAGCCACCUUAAGUCACAUGAGGGUCUGACAGAGGAGAUACUGAGUGUGCAGGAAGAAAUAGAAAAGUUGCAGACAAGCUUCACAGAGGACCUGGCCUCUGAUGCUGUAGACUCAGACAUGGCUGACCAGCUGGCCAUGCAGUCCUCCCUUGCUGUGUUAGCUGAGAGGAUGGCGACCAUACACAUGAAGGCAUCAGGAAAGCAACAACUAUUAGAGGAGCGUGUGAGUGACCGUUUGGAGGGUCAGCGUCAGGAACAGGCUGUACGGCUUUGUUACGCUAAGGCAGACGAACUAGACCAGUGGUUCAUUGCAAUGCACAGUGCCAUCACCUCUAUGCUUGAGCCUAAACCUCUGGGGGACUUAAAUAUGGAGGAUCAGCUUGCUAACUGUCAGAACAUGCUGCUGGAAAUUGAAGAAAAGGUCCUGGCCCUGUCGGAGCUGUCCAUGCACAGUGAGACCCUCAUGCUGGAGGGCCGAAUGGAAACCAGAGAGGAAGCUGAGCAGCUAGCCAGGAAGUUACACACGCUGAAGGGUGGGUUGUUGGAGCUGCAGAGAAUGUUACAAGACAAGCAGAUAAACAUCCAGGGAUCCCUGCAAGAGCAGGAGGACAGUGAAUCAGACUCCAGUCUCUCUCAGAGUCCCAAUAUACAGGACUGGCUGGCUGAGGCUCAAAAUACUCGCUCCCAGCAACACCAGGACAGUCUGGAAAGGCAGAGGGAGCUGGAGGAGCAGCUCGCAGAGCAGAAGAAGCUGCUUCUGUCAGUUGCUAGCAGGGGAGAGGAGAUUCUCAUUCGGCAGGCCUCUCCCAACAGUGCCAGCACAACAGAACCAUUUUCACCUGCAGCUUUGGUUGAGAGGGAGACUCAGGCUGCACGAGAACAGUUCAGACAGCGAUGGGAGAGCCUGAGAUUAGAGCUUAAAACCAAACUGCAGCUCCUUCAGAAAACCCUGGAGCAGGACCAUAAGCAGCCGGUUUAUUCCAGAGCCAGUCGUGUGUCCACAGCUGGAUCUCUGUUUAAAGGAGAGACACAUGUUGACCAAACAUCCCUGAAGACUUUGUAUGAUAACUUCAGACAGGCAAUCGAUGACAUGACCACUCAGUCUGGUAGUGGCGAGACACAGGUGGGGCAGAUGGAGCAGCAGCUCUACACAGCUGUGUCAUCUACCUGCUCCUGGCUGGAUGGUGUGGAGAACAACGUCUUCUCUGGCUCAGUCUUAUUGGCUGAAAAUGCAGAAACACAGCUACAGAAGCAGGAGACCUUGGAGAGUGAUGUGAGGCAUGUGGUGGAGGAGGUGAAGGUCAGCCAGGCUCUGCUUGCCGGGUCUGGAGAGUUGAGACACGAAGAUCGGGUCCUGCUGGAGGACAACCUCGACUGUCUGAAGGAGAGAUUGGGAGCUCUGGGUUGUGCUUUGGGACAACGCUGUAAAUGCAUGAGGACCCGGGUACAUGAGCUCACAGCCUAUCAGACUGAAUUACAGCUACUCCAAACUGCUUUCAUUGAGACAAAGUGUCAGAUCCUACAGGCUUUGGCCGGAGCCAUGGAUAGACCAGCUUCCAAACAGCUGGAGGUUAUUACUAGUGCAGAGGAGAGCUUAAAACACUUUGAACAGAAAAUAACAGAGCUCAAAACCAGAGGAGCAGUACUACAGGCAGAUCAGAUAUCAACAAACAAACUGCUGAAGCUCCAGGAUUCUUAUGAGGAGCUCAUGAUGACAGUAGGUUCCCGCAGCAGUGGACUGAACCAGAACAUGGCUCUAAAGCAACAGUAUGAACGUGCUCUGCAGGACCUGACCGACCUGGUGGACACAGCUAAGGACAAGAUGGCUGCUGAUCAGAGGAUCAUUGCCAGUUCCGUGGACGAAGUGCAGAAUCACUUGGACAAGCAUAAGGAGUUCUUCCAGGGUUUGGAGUCUCACAUGAUCUUGACAGAAACAUACUUCAGGAAGGUGAGUGGCCUGAUGGUCCCCAAAGAGAGAGAGACCUUGGAGGAGACGCUGGCCGAGGCUCAGAGCGUGCUCAAGGAGGCGCACAGUAAAGGAGUUGAGCUGGAGCGCAUCCUGGAGACUUGGUGCCGCUUGGUGCAGGAUUACCAGAGUCUGAAUCGCCAUCUGGAGGCUGUUGAAGGAAGUAUCCCAUGUGUUGGCCUGGUGGAGGAGACGGAGGAAAGGCUCGUAGACAGAAUCUCCUUGUAUCAGGGUCUGAAAGGCCGACUGACAGAGCACCAGCACAAGCUGCAUCAAGUACUGGAUGAAGGUAAACAUCUCCUGCUGUCAGUGUGCUGCCCUGCUCUAGAGAAUCAACUUGCACUGCUGGGAGAACACUGGCUCAACAACACCAGCAAGGUCAACAAGGAACUACAACGCCUUGAGGCCAUCCUGAAACACUGGACCAGGUACCAGCGGGAGUGUGCAGAGAUUAGUGAGUGGCUGCAGUCUGCUCUGGAACGCCUGGAGUUCUGGAACACACAGGCAGUGUUAGUCCCACAGGAGCUGGAGACUGUUAGAGAUCAUCUCUCUGCGUUUUUGGAGUUUUCAAAGGAGGUUGAGGGCAAAUCCAGCCUGAAGACCUCAGUAGUAACUGAGGGAAACCAGCUACUGCGCCUUAAAAAAGUGGACACUGUGGUGCUGCGCUCUGACCUGGCUCGCAUCGACACUCAGUGGGCUGAGUUACUGACACGCAUCCCAGUGGUCCAGGAGAAGCUGCAUCAGAUCCAAAUGGAAAAGUUGGCCUCCCGUCAUGCUAUUUCUGAGCUGUUUAACUGGAUAUCCUUGAUGGAGAAUGUGAUUGAAGAGGAUGAAGAAAACCUAAAGAGUGCAGUGGGAUCAAGUGUGAUUCAAGACUAUUUGCAGAAAUACAAGGGCUUUAGGGUGGAUUUAAGCUGUAAACAGCUGACAGUAGACUUUGUCAACCAGUCAGUGCUGCAAAUCACUGGUCAAGAUGUGGAGGGCAAGCGCGGUGAUAAGACAGACUUUGCUGAGCGCCUGGGAGCCAUGAACCGACGAUGGCAGAUCCUCCAAGGCCGCAUCAAUGAAAGGAUCCAGUUCCUGGAGAGCCUUUUGGAAAUGUGGCUGGAGUAUGAGAGCAGUGUUCAGGCCCUAAAAUCUUGGAUGGCAACUCAGGAAGAAAGGUUAAAAAGGAAACACAGAAUCGAGGAUUUAACAUCUGUGCAGAAUGCUCUUAAAGACUGUCAGGAUAUGGAGGAGUUGGUGAAAGAAAAGGAGAAAGACCUGGAGAGGGUGGAGGAGCAGGGUUGUGCCCUUGUCCAGAACAAGACAGAUGAAGCCUGCGCUAUUGUCAUGGAGACACUCCAGGGAGUCAAUCACACCUGGGCUAACCUGGACCACUUGAUAGGGCAACUUAAGAUCAGCCUGAAGUCAGUGUCAGAUCAGUGGAGCCUCUACAAGCGGGCUUCAGAAGAGAUCAAUGGCUACCUGAUGGAAGGAAGGUACUCUGUGUCUCGCUUUCGUCUCCUCACAGGCUCCUUGGAGGCUGUUCAGUUGCAGGUGCACAGUCUGCAGGAUUUGCAAGUGGAACUGGAGAAACAGGAGAGCAGUCUACGAAGGUUUGGUGCUGUGACCCACCAACUGCUGAAAGAGUGUCACCCCUCAGUGUCAGACUCUCUAAACAACGCCCUUAAGGACGUCAAUGCAAGAUGGGCUGGCCUACUGGAAGAGAUUGCAGAGCGCCUGAGAAGCAGCAAGGCCCUGCUUCAGCUGUGGCAGCGCUACAAGGAGCUCUAUGAGCAGAGCUGCAGCAAUGUUCAGCUGCAAGAGGAAAAGUCAGAUCAGCUCCUCAAGACUGCCUGCAGCAAGGACAUUGCUGAUGAAGAAGUGUCCGACUGGAUCCAUGAAUGCAGCGAGCUGCUCCGAUCUCAGGCUCCAGUCCAGGCCUCCCUGCAGGUUCUCCAAGAACUGGGAGAUCAGCUGAAACAGCAGGUGGACACAUCAGCAGCAUCUGCCAUUCAGUCAGAUCACCUCUCUCUCAACAAACGGCUGACUGCUGUGGAGCAGGCUCUUAGCAGACAACUUACCACCAUGCAGACUGGAGUGCAAGAUUAUGAGAUCUUUAAUGAUCAGCUGGAUUCACUGGGAGCUUGGAUAGUUGAAGCUGAGGAGGCUCUGAAGUUGCAAGAUCCCAAUGGCUCCACUGACCUGACAGCCAUCCAGGAUCGCAUGGAGGAGCUCAAGAAACUCAUGCUAAAAUUCAGCGGCAUGUCCCCUGAAUUGGAACGUCUUAAUGAGCUUGGUUACCGGCUGCCUCUCAAUGAUUCUGAAAUCAAACGCAUGCAGAACCUGAACAGGAGCUGGUCAACAGCCUCAGCACAGACCACAGAGAGAUUCAGCAAACUCCAGUCCUUCUUGCUACAGCAGCAAACCUUCCUGGAGAAGUGUGAAACCUGGAUGGAGUUUUUGGUCCAAACUGAAGAGAAUCUGGCAGUGGAAAUUUCUGGGAACUACCAGAGUCUGAUUGAGCAGCAAAAAGCCCAUGAGUUAUUUCAAGCUGAGAUGUUCAGUAGACAACAGAUCCUACACUCCAUCAUCAGUGAUGGACAGCGGAUGUUGGAGCAGGGACAAGUAGAUGACAGAGAUGAGUUCAACCUGAAGCUGGCUCUUCUGAGUAACCAGUGGCAGGGAGUUGUUCGGCGGGCUCAGCAGAGACGGGGCAUCAUUGAUGGCCUCAUCCGUCAGUGGCAGCGCUACAGAGAAAUGGUGGAGAAGUUGCGCAAAUGGCUGUCGGAGGUCUCCCAGCCUGCAGAGAUCCCUAAGGCAGGGGCCACAGUGCCUCUACAACAAGCCCGCUCCAUGCUGGAUGCCGUCCAGCUGAAGGAAAAGGUGCUGCACCGUCAGCAGGGGAGUUACAUCCUGACGGUGGAAGCUGGCAGACAACUGCUCCUGUCAGCUGAUAGCCGGGCAGAAGUGGCUCUGCAGGCAGAGCUUACGGAUAUCCAGGAGCGAUGGAAGAACGCCAGCAUCUGCCUGGACGAACAGAAGAAAGAGCUUUCCACUGUGUUAAAGGACUGGGAGAGGUGUGAGAGAGGGAUUGGUGGGUCACUGGAGAAACUUCGAGCCUUCAAGCGACAGCUCUCUCAGCCACUUCCUGAUCACCACGAGGAUCUGCAAGCUGAGCAGAUGCGCUGCAAGGACUUGGAGAACACGUUCGAUGGCUGGACAGGGGAUCUGGCCCAUCUGACGGUGCUGAGAGAGUCUCUGUCUUGCUACAUCAGUGCUGAGGACCUUUCGGUCCUUCAGGAACGAAUUGCUCUGCUUCAUCGACAGUGGGAGGAAAUCUGUCACCAGCUGUCCCUGCGCAGGCAGCAAGUAAGCGAGAAGCUGAAUGAGUGGACGGUAUUCAACGACAAGUACAAGGAGCUCUGCGAGUGGCUCACCAACAUGGAGAGCAAGGUCUCCCAGAACGGAGACAUCAGUAUUGAAGAGAUGAUUGAGAAGCUUCGCAAGGACUAUCAGGAGGAAAUCACUGUGGCUGAGGAGAACAAGCUGCACCUGCACCAGCUGGGAGAACGUCUGGCCAGGGCCAGCCACCAGAGCAAAGCUACUGAGAUUGAACAUAAACUCAACAAAGUCAGUGACCGCUGGCAGCACCUCCUGGAUCUCAUCGGAGCCAGAGUGAAGAAGCUGAGAGAGACUCUGGUGGCUGUGCAGCAGCUGGAUAAGAAUAUGAGCAGCCUUCGCUCUUGGUUGGCCCACAUUGAGACGGAACUAUCUAAACCCAUCGCCUAUGACUCCUGUGACUUCCAGGAGAUUCAGAGGAAGCUUGAUCUGCAGCAGGAGCUUCAGCGUGACAUAGAGAAACACAGCACAGGAGUGGCGUCUGUCCUAAAUCUGUGCGAGGUGCUUCUGCACGACUGCGACGCCUGUGCCACUGAUGCGGAGUGCGACUCCAUCCAGCAGGCAACUCGCAGCCUGGAUCGUCGCUGGAGGAGCAUUUGUGCCUUGUCCAUGGAGAGGAGACUCAAGAUUGAGGAGACUUGGCGUUUAUGGCAGAAAUUCCUUGAAGACUUCGCACGAUUUGAAGAGUGGCUGGCCACUUCAGAAAAGACUGCUGCUCUGCCCAACUCCUCUGGCGUUCUGUACACUGUAGCCAAGGAGGAACUUAAGAAAUUUGAGGCCUUCCAGAGGCAAGUCCACGAAAGCCUGACCCAGCUAGAGCUCAUCAACAAGCAAUAUCGUCGACUAGCCAGAGAAAACCGCACCGACUCCUCCUGCCACCUGAGAGAGAUGGCUCAUGACGCCAAUCAGAGAUGGGACAACCUGCAGAAGAGGGUGGCCUCCAUCCUCCGCAGGCUUAAGCACUUUAUUAGUCAGAGAGAGGAGUUUGAGACAGCAAGAGAUGGCAUCCUGGUGUGGCUGACAGAGAUGGACCUGCAGCUUACCAACAUCGAGCACUUCUCCGAGUGUGACAUUCAGGCUAAGAUCAAACAACUAAGGUCGUUUCAGCAGGAGAUUUCCCUGACAACAGCCAAGAUUGAGCACAUCUUCCACCAAGGAGAGGCCCUUAUAGAGAAGUGUGAGCCUCUAGAUGCCGCUGUCAUAGAGGAGGAGCUGGAGGAGCUGCAGCGCUAUUGUCAAGAAGUGUUUGGUCGUGUGGAGCGCUACUACAAAAAGCUGAUUCGACUUCCACUUGCAGAUGAUGAUACAGAAGUGUCAUUGUCGGAUCGCGAGCUGGAGCUAGACGAGCCCGGCGAUUUGUCCAGCCUGCCUUGGAGCGAGCGCUUUGGCGACGGCUUCUUGUCGCCUCUGCCGUCCUCUGGCCGUUCGGCCUCCCUGGCCGCGCAGCUCCGGACCGAGCGAUCGGGCAGAGACACCCCAGCCAGCGUGGACUCCAUCCCCCUGGAGUGGGACCAUGACUAUGACCUGAGCCGUGGCCUGGAGAGCGCCAGCCGGGCGCUGAGAGAGCAGCAGAGUGAAGAGGGAGAAUUCCUGCAGCGUCCUGCCUCUAACUUGUCAGAUGUAGUGAUCCCAGAGAGCCCAGAGGCCUAUGUUAAACUAACAGAACAAACACUGAGGUCCUCCACUGGGGAGGUUGCAGCUACAGACUCGCAUCUUCACCCUCUGGACCGUUUCCAGCUACAACAAACAGAGAGCAGUCGCAGCCGCACGGAACUGGAUGGCUCAUACAUGGGAUAUAUGCGACUGUUGGGUGAGUGUCGUGGCAGCAUCGAUACAGUGAAGAGGAUGGGUGUUGAGCUGAAAGAAGAGGAGGACACAGUGUCUGGACUGGCAGACCCAAGUAGCUCAGAGUCCCAGACAUCAGGAGUGAUUGAGCGCUGGGAACUCCUGCAGGCUCAGGACCUCAGCAAAGAGAUCCGCACCAAGCAGAGCCAGCAGCAGUGGCAGCAGCUGAACUCUGACCUGAACAAUGUCUGGAUGUGGCUGGCAGAGACCGAGGACGAGCUGGAGCAGCAGCGGCGGCUGGACCUCAGCACAGACAUCCAGACAAUUGAGAUGCGCAUCAAAAAGCUCAAGGAGCUGCAGAAGGCCUAUGACAAGCGCAAGGCUAUUGUCCUGUCCAUCAACCUGUGCAGUGCUGAGUUUGUGCAGUCAGACUCUGAUGAGUCCCGAGAGCUUCAGGUCAAACUGAAAGACAUGAACAACCACUGGGACAAACUGGGCACCUCACUGGAUGACUGGAGGUCUUCCUUACAACAAGCCCUCAUGCAGUGUCAAGACUUCCAUGAGAUGAGUCACGGUUUGCUUCUCUGGUUGGAAAACAUCGACCGCAGGAGGAACGAGGUGGUUCCUAUUGACCCUAUCCAGGACAGUGAUACGCUCCAUGGCCAUCACAGAACACUUAUGCAAAUUCGCCAGGAGCUGCUGGACUCGCAGCUGAAGGUUGCCUCACUUCAAGACAUGUCCCUCCAGUUGCUGGUCAACUCUCAAGGCAGCGACUGCCUGGAGGCCAAAGAGAAGGUUCAUGUUAUUGGGAACCGCCUCAAACUGCUGCUGAAAGAAGUAACCAGAGACCUCAGAGAGCUGGCCAAGAUCCUGGACAUCACCAGCAGUCAGCAGGAUCUGUCUUCCUGGUCCUCUGCUGAUGAGUUGGACACGUCUGGGUCCCUCAGUCCUGUAUCAGGACGGAGCACGCCGAGUCGGCGACGAUCGCAACGGGGCAAAUGUAGUCUGUCACAGCCUGGACCCUCUGUGAGCAGUCCACACCACAGGUCUCACAGCGGCGCUGGAUCCGCUUCCUUCCCUUCUGAUCCGGAGACGUCGGGUCGACGGUCGCCGUUGCUGCGGCGUGUCCUCUGGGCCGCGUUGCCUUUCCAGCUCCUCCUGCUCCUCCUGCUGAUCUUUGCCUUCCUGCUGCCACUCUCCGAGGAGGACUACUGCUCCCAGUCCAACAACUUUGCUCACUCCUUCUACCCGAUGCUCAGCUACAAAAAUGGACCACCUCCAGUGUAGGCUGCCAGAAGGAGCACUUGUGUCUGGACUGCAUCUCAAUUAGAGUUUAACCUUAAGUGAUGGGAGCAAAAAACUAAUCUUGGUCAUCCAUUUGUAUGGCAGAAACACUUCUGUCCUCUACAUUUAAUUUCUGUGUGUAGCACAUAGGAUUAAACAUCUGUGUGUAAUGCUGUGUCAAUUAAAGAGCAUCUUUGGUGCAGCAAGACUGAAGAAAUAGUUUUUGGCCACACUGAACAUCAGCUGGAAGAAUGAACUACAUACAACUGUGGAAUUUCUCUGAGGAGGACCCCUAGUGAAUAGCACCAAAGUUAAAUGCUGAUAGCCUGUGAAUUAGCUCGUUUGUUAAAAAAUAUUCAGUACAGUAUAUCAUUGCAAUUAUUUUUGUACCUGUAUUUUUGGCAUGCAGUUCUGACCUUUGCUUUUUAUUCACUGACACCCUUCAGUGUGUGUGUGUGUGUGUGUGUGUGUGUGUGUGUGUGUGUGUGUGUGUGUGUGUUCGCACGUGUGUUGAACAGUCUAAUUUUAACUCAAAUUACAACUAUUCAUGGAAAAUUAAUUUAAGCCAAGAUGUGUUUUCAUAUCAGUCAGAGACAGUUUAAAAGUUUAACCUUUAAAAUCAGCCAUCCAUGGUCUUUAUACAUGUUGCUGUUUAAUUUUUUUAAAUAUGAAAAAGAACUUUGAGAUGAAGAAUUAUGACCUAUAGAAAUAAUGUAAUUUUUGUAUGACUGUCAGUUAAAUAUCAAAUGUAUAACAGUCCUGUAUUAUUUAACAUGUAUAUAAAAUAAUGAGAAAUGUAUGUAUAUGCGAUCAUCAAAUCAAUGAAUGCCAAAUCCUCA